This is a messenger RNA of Cotesia congregata, 2106 nucleotides long. The record is from the annotation of a GenBank genome assembly. Lineage: Eukaryota; Metazoa; Arthropoda; Insecta; Hymenoptera; Braconidae.
AUGGUCACUUUUUCACUUAAAAAUAUGGGGCUUCCUUUGCUUGCCGUCAUUUUUUUCACGGUAGCGGCUGUUGAGAGUUCAAAUAAUAAAAAAAAGGACUCAAUCCGAAACCAGAAUUCUUUAAUAAAAAAUAUGGAAUAUGGAUUGUACAUGCUGCAAAAUAUGAACGCGAGUGUGGAUCCUUGUGACAAUUUUUACGAAUUUGCUUGUGGUGAUGCUGAUGAUAAAUCCAAUAAAUAUUAUGAUAAAGCAGAUAAUGACAUGGAUAGAAGGAUCGAAAUUUUGAUAACUGAUUCCCAUCGGUCAUUUAAAUUUGAACCUUUUAAAUUCAUAAGUGAUUAUUAUUACUCUUGCAAAAAUCUUAAGAAAAACCAUGAUGAUACGGAGUUAUUAAAUGAACUAAUAUCAAAAUUGGGCGGAUGGCCAGUCCUUGAAGGAGAUAAGUGGGAUGAUACUGAUUUUAAUUGGGAAAAGUAUGUCGAAAAAGCAAUAAGUAUUGGCAUAGUCGUUGAUGAUUUUUAUAACUUAAAUACCGAUUUGGAUGAAGGAGUUGUAAAAUUCGAAUUAGAUCCACCGGUGUCAAGAGAUUCAGAAAGUGAUCUAUCAAACAACAAACUAUCAAAUGCUUACUUCAAAUUCAUGUCUGAUGUCGCAAUAUUCCUUGGGGCUGAUAUAGACCAAACUAAAGAGCUUAAAUUAUCAUUAGAGUUCGGGCAUGAUAUUAAUACACUUUAUUACAGUAAAGUCUAUAAUGAAGAUGAUUAUAAUCCGGUGGAGAUGUCAGUGAAAGAAAUGAUAGAGAAAUGGCCCAGUAUAGACUGGAUAAGAUCUUUAAGUUCUAACACAAAGCCGUACUAUAAUUUUACAAAUGAAACAAAUGUUCAUAUAGAGUUUCCAAAUUUCAUCACUCACUUUGAGAAAUUGUUAAAUAGAACGCCUAAAAGAGUUCAAGCCAAUUACUUGGUUUGGAAUUUCAUCGAGCUUGCGAUUAGGUUUAUAAAUUCGAAAACGCUUUGGGACUAUAGUCAGACUUAUAAAAAAAUUAGAUAUUCUUAUACAACUAAAAUUGAUCAAAUUGAUUGCAAGGAACUUGUUAAAACUGAUUUGAAUCCUCUUCUGCAGGCUUAUUAUAUUCGGGAGUAUCCAGUUGAAGAGCGUACUAAAAGUGAGUUUCAUGCGAUUUAUUCAAAUGUGAAGAAUAAAUUUAUUGAAAUUGUUAAUUCUUCAAAAUGGCUCGAUAGCAACACUAAAAUUGAAAUCAUUGAUAAAGUAGCCUCUAUUCAAACGGUUAUUGGUUAUCCAGAUGAAUUACUCAACGAUGAUCAAUUGAAAAAUUACUUUGAAGGUCUUGAGAUUACUCGAGAUAAUUUUUAUAAAAAUUAUCUCAAUGCGAAAUUGUUUGAAAAAAAAAUAAUAAACUUUCAAACAUUCAACAAAGUAAGUUCUGUUAAAACUGGUGUUGAUUUAUUUACAUUCAUGUACGAGGAACCCAACAAUGCCAUGUAUGAUAUAUUCGAUAAUUUCAUGAGCGUGUCAAUUGAAUUACUCAGGAAUUACUUUUUUGAUGUUGAACGUUUCAAUUACUUAAAUUAUGGUGUAAUCGGUGGAAUCAUCGGUCAUGAAUUAAGUCAUGCUGUAGAUAGCGAAAAUAGACUUUUGAAAAAGACUGGGUUAAGAUAUAAAUGGAGUCAUUUAUCGAAUGAUGAAUAUCAAAAGAAGGAGACUUGUAUGAUCAAUCAAUAUAAAAUAAACUAUCCUACAGAAAAUGAAAUUGAGCUCAAAGCUGCAAAAUACUUAAGUGAAAAUAUUGCGGAUAAUAUUGGAACAAAAAUAGCUUACUUGGCUUACCAAGAUUGGAUCGCUAUAAAUGGUCAUGAGCCAAAUUUACCCGGAUUGUCGUAUACACCCAAUCAAUUAUUCUGGAUAUCAUUCGCUAAUCAAUGGUGUCAACCAAAAUCUGUACUGUCAAAUUGGGACGACGACGAUCAUGCUUCUGAUGAUAAACGAGUGAUUGGAACUGUGUCAAACAGCAUUGAGUUUUCAAAAGAUUUCAAUUGUCCCGUUGGAUCUAACAUGAAUCCUUCAAACAAGUGUAUUUUCUUUUGA